AUGACAAUCUCAAGCCAGGACAAGCCGCCUCAAGCCACGACAACCCACCUCAAGCCACGAGAACCCACCUCAAGCCAGGACAACCCACCUCAAGCCAGGACAAGCCACCUCAAGCCAGAACAACCCACCUCAAGCCACGACAACCCACCUCAAGCCAGGACAACCUACCUCAAGCCAGAACAACCCACCUCAAGCCACGAGAACCCACCUCAAGCCAGGACAACCCACCUCAAGCCAGGACAAGCCACCUCAAGCCAGAACAACCCACCUCAAGCCACGACAACCCACCUCAAGCCAGGACAACCCACCUCAAGCCACGACAACCAACCUCAAGCCAGGACAACCCACCUCAAGCCAGAACAACCCACCUCAAGCCACGAGAACCCACCUCAAGCCAGGACAACCCACCUCAAGCCAGGACAAGCCACCUCAAGCCAGAACAACCCACCUCAAGCCACGACAACCCACCUCAAGCCAGGACAACCCACCUCAAGCCAGGACAACCAACCUCAACCACGACAACCCACCUCAAGCCAGGACAACCCACCUCAAGCCACGACAAGCCACCUCAAGCCACGACAACCCACCUCAAGCCACGAGAACCCACCUCAAGCCAGGACAAGCCACCUCAAGCCAGGACAAGCCACCUCAAGCCAGAACAACCCACCUCAAGCCACGACAAGCCACCUCAAGCCAGGACAACCCACCUCAAGCCAGGACAACCAACCUCAAGCCACGACAAGCCACCUUAAGCCAGGACAAGCCACCUCAAGCCAGGACAAGCCACCUCAAGCCAGAACAACCCACCUCAAGCCAGGACAACCCACCUCAAGCCAGGACAACCCACCUCAAGCCAGGACAACCCACCUCAAGCCAGGACAACCCACCUCAAGCCAGGACAACCCACCUCAAGCCAGGACAACCCACCUCAAGCCAGGACAACCCACCUCAAGCCAGGACAACCCACCUCAAGCCAGGACAACCCACCGCAAGCCAGAACAACCCAUCUCAAGCCACGACAACCCACCUCAAGCUACGACAACCCACCUCAAGCCACGACAACCCACCUCAAGCCAGGACAACCCACCUCAAGCCAGGACAACCCACCUCAAGCCAGAACAACCCAUCUCAAGCCACGACAACCCACCUCAAGCCAGGACAACCCACCUCAAGCCAGGACAACCCACCUUAAGCCACGACAAGCCACCUCAAGCCAGGACAACCCACCUCAAGCCAGGACAACCCACCUCAAGCCAGGACAACCCACCUCAAGCCACGACAACCCACCUCAAGCCAGGACAACCCACCUCCAGCCAGGACAACCCACCUCAAGCCACGACAACCCACCUCAAGCCAGGACAACCCACCUCAAGCCAGAACAACCCACCUCAAGCCAGGACAAGCCACCUCAAGCCAGAACAACCCACCUCAAGCCAGGACAACCCACCUCAAGCCAGGACAACCCACCUCAAGCCAGGACAACCCACCUCAAGCUACCUCAAGAGUUACGUAAUCAAAUUCCAACUCACAGAAAGGCGUUGUCUCGCGCCUCCCUCGUCGCCACAAGGAAGUUUUAAUCAAGGUUUGGACAAGGACGAUGGGACGUGGGGUGUUGUAAUGGGAAAGUGGACAGUGAUUAAUGACACUGAAAAAAACAGGAUUAAGAAAGAUGAUGAGGAUGAGGAUGUUAAUGACCCUGGCGAGGAGGUUGAAAGCCACAGUGACACGAGAAUCCAGAUUCGCUUCCCAGCCGGAAUCACAAAGUUUCAUCGCCGACUAAUCGUGUGGGACCGAAGGACCGAGAGACUGAGGGACCGAAGGACCGAGAGACCAAGUGACCGGGAGACCGAGGGAGCGACAGACCGAGUGACCGAGAGACAGAGAGCCCGAGUGACUGAGAGGUCGAAGGACCGAGAGACCAAGUGA
This is a messenger RNA of Penaeus chinensis, 1926 nucleotides long. RefSeq names its product putative protein FAM47C. The coding region runs from base 1 to 1926 and encodes 641 amino acids. Lineage: Eukaryota; Metazoa; Arthropoda; Malacostraca; Decapoda; Penaeidae. The record is from RefSeq and is a predicted model, not a curated record. The transcript is spliced from 5 exons.